This is a messenger RNA of Portunus trituberculatus (swimming crab), 5697 nucleotides long. RefSeq names its product protein ECT2-like (gene pbl). The record is from RefSeq and is a predicted model, not a curated record. The coding region runs from base 409 to 3003 and encodes 864 amino acids. Gene Ontology annotation, molecular function: guanyl-nucleotide exchange factor activity; GTPase activator activity. The transcript has 20 exons. Gene Ontology annotation, cellular component: cell cortex; nucleus. NCBI's taxonomy places the organism in Eukaryota, Metazoa, Arthropoda, Malacostraca, Decapoda, Portunidae. Gene Ontology annotation, biological process: regulation of cytokinesis, actomyosin contractile ring assembly; mitotic cytokinesis; nervous system development.
AAGAUAACCAACAGAACAUCACACAAAUACAGACGCCAAAAUAAGAUAACAGAGUCACCGGUAACAAUAAAUAUGGCGGCUUUCAUUCACCCCUUGGCUGUGUUGCGCACCCGCUGCUCUCUUGUCUGGGGUUUCGUUCAGUGGGAGUGACGUCAUAAAUUGCCCCGUGACGUCACAAGAGGCACAGUUUAAAUGGCAGGUGUGAAAAUACUGCUUUAAACCCUCGAAUAUUCACAUUUUUACCAACUUUCACCUACGGCGCGUUGACACAAGCACCGUGAAGGGUCAGAGAACACCUGGAGAGAGACAGAAGAAUGGAGAUAAAGGAGAAGAAGAGAAAAUAAGUGGAAAAUAACAGCAGUGUCCGUCACGUUGAGGGUUGUUUGGUAUUCUUAGACUCAUCAGAAAAUGGCUGAGCAUACCCAGACGUGUAUUGUGCUUAAUGACGUCACAGUAGCAAGUCAAGACAUAGAGCCAUGUGGGGAUCCCCGUAUCUGUUUAGUUGGGAGCCUUGCAGAUGACGCAGAGACACAAGAGGCAGCUAAGAAAUUUAACGUGCCUGUGGUGACGUCAGAGACAGGAGAGGAGUAUGUGUCAGACUCUGCCUUUUGCACAUACUUUGUCCUGAGUGAUUUUGAGAGUCCGGUGUUUGAAGAGCUUGACAAGGCAGGAGUUCGGUUACUAGGGAAGCCAGCACUAAUAGAGCUUUCUGCAAAUGGAGUGCUUACCUACACAAGGCGGCCGGUGUUCUGCCACGUCAUGAAAGAUGCUGUUCUCGUCUUCACAGGAUUCAGAAAGAAGAGUGAAGUUUGCAGGUUACUGAAGCUGGUGCACUACAUGGGUGGGAGUGUGAAGAAUGAGAUCAUAGACACCGUGACACACCUGCUGGCGUACUCCUCCACGGGGGAGAAGUACCAAUACGCCAACACCUUCAACAUCCCCAUCAUGAGUGAGGACUGGGUGCACGCUGCCUGGGCCCACCGAGACGAGGUGGGAGCCCGGUCCACCACAGACGCCAUGGCCAAGUACAAGCUGAAGGUGUUCCAAAACCUGCGCAUUGUGUUGGUGGGCUUCCAGGAGGAGGACCAGAGCCAGAUGGAGGACCUGGUGACUCAGAAUGGCGGCUUCAACACCACCCUGGAGGAUCAGCAGGCGACUCAUGUGGUGUUAGAGGACCAGACAGUGACAGAGAAGCCUCCAGACUGUCCCCCAAAGGCACACGUGGUGAAGGCAGAGUGGUUUUGGACUUCUAUACAGAUGGAAGCGCCACCCAGCGAGACCUUGCAUCUUUUUGAGGAGUUGAAUGCCAGUAUUUUAAGUCCACGCCAGAUGUUCUCCUCUCCCUCCACUCCUGGUUCUCGGAGUCGGCGCCGCAAACGGUUACGAGAGACAGUGCAACACCUGGCACAAGAUGACUCCUCCUCCGCCCUCCCCUCUGCCCCAGCCAGUAAAAGAAGAUCCUCAGUGGGUGACCUGGCUUUCCUGUCAGCGGAUGGUUCCUUCCUGGAUGACACCGCUUCCACACCCAACAGACUCGCUCCUCCCACUGGCAGCAGUGAGCAGAUGCCCCUCAGUCCGCCCCCUGUUGACUUACGGCAGCUCUCGGCAAGGCAGCGUGUUUUCCAUGAGUUAGUCAAGACUGAAUGCAAUUAUGUCAGCAUUCUAGAUGCGAUAGAAAAGGUCAUCAAAGUCCCCUUAGAGAACAACUCCCAGUCAGGCGGCCCCAUGCUGGACUGUCAGGAGUUGCGUUAUAUAUUUGGUAACCUGCCGCCAAUACACACAGUUCACACAAGAAUGCGGGAUGACCUCCUCCAUCUGGCUCAUAACUGGAUGCCUGAUGCUAGUAUUGGGGAGAUUAUCUUAAAAUAUUCUACUGAAUUGGAGAAGGCAUAUCCACCCUUCAUCAACUUUUUUGAAAACAUGAAGGAAAUGCUGCAGAAAAUCUCAAGUGAAAGGCCAAGAUUUCAUGCCUUCCUUAAGAUCGCCCAGAACAAACCUGAGUGUGGCCGUCAGAGUUUGCAAGAGCUGUUGAUUCGGCCUGUACAAAGACUACCAUCCAUGAGUCUCCUUAUUGGUGACAUCUUGAAACAUACGGAGAAGACGUCACCAGACCACCUAGCUCUGGAGCAAGCCCUGGAUAAGAUCAAGUCUGUCAUGACCUUCAUCAAUGAUGACAAACGGAAGACAGAGGCAAAACUAAAGUUGUUUGAGAUCCACAACGAUAUUGAAAUGUGUCCGCCUAACCUCGUGGCAUCUCACCGAAUGCACAUGAGCAAGGUAGACGUGACAGAACUGAGUGAUAGCUGUAGUGGGCGGGGUGACACCCUAACUCUGUUCCUUUUCAACGAUGUACUUGAGAUCUGCAAGAAGAAGAGUAAAUACAACAGUAUAAAGAGCCCAAGCCGAGCCAAUCUCCAUGCCUUGAAGAGCAUUAAAACCUACAAGCACUUGGAAAUGAUGAACCUGGCCCAUAUAAAGAGGAUUGUGGACAUAAGAGAAACUGAAGAUUGCCACAAUGUCUUUGCCCUCAUCAUCCGGAGCAAUCAGGAGUUGAAGGAGCGACUCUUCACCUUUACUCUCAUUCAGGAUGACAUAACAAAGUCCACCUUCCUCAAAACUUUGUGUCGAACUGUUGCCAACAUUGCCUGCAGGAAUGAUGUUGAAAAUUUCCUGGUUUCCAUGGAUCCUCACCAUCUGGAUAUAGAGACCAGUGAUGUUAGUCUUACCAACGCACUUAGUAAAGCUCUCAAGUUUGCAACACGAACCGGAAGGAAAGUAAGUCGAGCGUUCAGCUUCAACAAAUCACCAAGCAAGCUGAAGCGAGCUGUUUCGACAGUAAUGAGUCCUUUUGGCACCCUGCCACAGCAAUCAUCCAUGAGAGGAGCAACAAGUGUCAAUAACUUAGCUGAUUUGUCUUUAUCAGGAACACCUCCCACUGGGGGCUUUGCUCAUCCCAUGGCUACUCCCACGUCUCGCAGACGCACCCUGAAAAAUGCACACUGAAGACACUUGCUGCUGGAGCAACAAAGUGUUCCCUUCGCUGGUUCUGCCAACACUCACAAAGGCCACCCACAACUAGCUAAGUUUCUCACAAUCACUCCCCUUCAGGAUGUUUAUAGGGUUGUAAUGAUGCCAAAUACUUAUUUUCUAAGUACAAUAGCAGUGCUGUACCAAAUUUUUCAAGGGUGUGAAAAAUGUGCAAGCUUGUUGUAGUGGCCCAGCUUGACCUAAGAAAUACUUAAGUUCUCAUGUAUAUUCCUCAAGAUGCAAAAGUCUCCCUUUGAUAGGAUUAAUGUAAAUAGUUUAUGAUGCAAUACAUUUAGUACAAAAUUAUAUCUACCACUCAUACUGAUUUCAUAAGUGAGCAGCUGUGGUAUGAAUUUUUGUGCCUUGGACUUGUACAUACAUAUAUAUAUAUUUGACAGGAGAAUGUCAAAAGGUCUGUAUGGGUAGCUGUCUUCUCUCACUCUUUAUAGUUAGUGCCGGUGUUGAGGAAGAGAGGUGUUUACUCCAUUACAGUAAGUACACACAACUUUCUGCAUUUAUGAAACAGAUUUUAUGGUUUCUGAAGAGAAGAAAAGUGCUUGUGAUUUGCAUUUUCUAGAGGCAUUCACUGCAGUAUAAUCUGUUAUGAAAUCAUCCUUUGAAGAACAAUCUAUCUCACAGCAUUGAUCAUGUCCACUUUUGUUUGUUUUGGUGGAUCUGAAGGAAGCUUUCAUUAAGUAGAAAAACAAAAAAUAUUUCAGAGGACUGUGUGAAUCAGAACCAUGGCUUUUUAUUGUAUGACUGGCAUCCCUUCUCAGUUUUUUUCAUCUUGUGCAUAUAUAUUCUUUGACUUUUAACUCAAUUUUCUUUUAUUUCUUUAUUUUUUUUUAAUUCAAUCACAUUUUUUUUUCUCUCAAAUAUACACUGCUAACAUACAAUGGAGUGAAUAGUUUCUGAUUACACCAGGUUGUUUCAUACCAAAUAGCAUUAUGGUUCACUUACCAGGAAGUGUAUUUAGAACAGGAAAGAGAUUCAACUACAUGGACUUUGUAUCAACAUUGUGAUUAGUGAGGUUCCUGACCAUCUGAGAAUGCAGGUGUUUGUCUUUAAGCAGCUCUCGUAUGUCACAUGGAAAGACUGAUUAUUGUUUUUAUUUUCAGAGUAUUAGGUUUUAUGUUAAGCUUUGGAAAUAGGGAGGCAAGUAUGUAUAAUUUGUAAUGAGCCCAAUGUCACUCUGUCGUGUUUCAAGUCUCAUCAACAAGUGUUCCUUCAUAUUCAUCAUCAGGGUAUCGCUGUACGUGGGGAGGGUGUGCUUGUAGUCUAUUAGAUCAUCACUCAUUUGCUUUAUUACGCUGUUAUUAUUCUCUUCUCCGUCUCACCACAUUCUGAAUAUUAUAUCUCAUUGUCAUCCACGUUAUAUCUUUUGUAUCUUUGUAUCGUAUCUUUGUUGUCAUGUCAUUGUUGUGUCAUACGUCAGUGUCUCAUUUGGUGUGAGUGAGGAGUGCUUCUCAUAGCUGCCAUAAACUGAUUCAUGUGUUCAGUGUCCUGCCAACUGCCACCACUGUUAUGACUCAGAACAUAGCAAGGGGUUGGUGCACUCUGCUUAUCUCUACAGAAGGGUCAUCAUACAAGCCACAUGUAUGAAUCUGCACCUCUAUCGUGACCUACUGCAAUUCUUCACAACUACAUAAUGCAUACUUACUUUGUCGCAUGGCAUUUUUUUACCUGAUGAAUCAAUUUGGUGCUUCUAGGGAUCCCCAAGAUAUAUUCUUAGAACAUUCUUACCAUAUAAUAAAUGCAUAAGGACCAGGAAAUUUGUACUAAUUGAUCUCUUGUUGCAAUAGGUGAGGAACAGACUUAGGACCUGUAUUUUGAAUUGCUUUAGGUUCAUAUGACUUUUUAAAGGCUAUCAAGAUAAUAAGUCAAGUUUUAAAGGGUGUUUUUUUUACGUGUUAAUUAUCUCUAGAAUCUUAAAAACCUUCAGUAACUUUUAAGAACAACAGAUUAUUACUAGAAUCUUGAAAACUGACAGUAACAUCCACUAGAGUCUUGAAAAUUACCUGAAACUUAAGAAUCUGCAGUAAUUUCCACUGCAAUCUUGUAAACCAUCAAUAACUUCCACUAGUGUUUCAAAAUAUCACUAGAAUCAUAAAAGCACCCUGGAAAACCUCUCACCAAGCCCCGAAAAUAGUCAUGAGAUGCUUAAACUUGAGAAUACAGACCCAAGAUUAUUAGUAAAAAAAAAGUGUCAUAUUUUUUAACUUGUACUGCCAUGAAUAUUUGUUACAUGGACUAAACAUCGAAUAUCCUGUUGCCAUAAGUAAUUUUCUUCCAUCCAGGAGGUUUGCCAUCUCUCUGCCGUGUGUGUGUGUGUGUGUGUGUGUGUGUGUGUGUGUGUGUGUGUGUGCGCGUGCGUGCGUGUGCGUUUCAAGUAGUAUUGUGGAGUGCCUGAUCUAAGUUUGUCUGGGCAAGAGUGAUAAUCUAGAUAUUACUCCUGUACCUAGAUCUUCUCUGUACAUACUGUAACUGACUUGGCGAUCCCCUUCUUGUUCUGUCAAACAUUCCAUUGUUUUUGAGCAUAUAUUUGGGAUUUCAGUCAGUCAUACCAAGUGUUCAGCAGUGUAAAGGUUGCCUUGUGGCGCUGUCUUCCAUAAAUGUAUUACUGUUGAUACUUAAGAUAUUUUUAGAGGCUCAUUAAAUAAAUACCUUUUC